Molecule: messenger RNA, 256 nt
Organism: Symbiodinium pilosum
Lineage: Eukaryota; Dinophyceae; Suessiales; Symbiodiniaceae
Source: the annotation of a GenBank genome assembly
GCAUGGUGGACAUUCCUACGAUCAAGAUGGUUCCGAUGUGGUUGCAGAAGUCCGGGCAGUCGCAGCUGCCGAGGGACGUGCUGUGGCUGCGCUCGCCAGUCGCCUCCGGGAAGCAGGGGUGAAGGUACCGACAGUUGGUGUGGGAUCCACACCGACGUGUUCGAAUCCUCCUGAUGCUCUCCCCGGGGUGAACGAGAUGCAUCCUGGGAAUUACAUCUACUACGACACCCAGCAGCAGGCUCUCGGCUCCUGCUUC